GCUCGGCUCGGCGCGGCUCGGUUCGGCCGGUAGAAGCCGCGGGCUGUCCGUCCCUCCCCCCUCUGGAGUUGCUCCGGAGGCGCUGGCCGCUCAGCCCCGCUACAAACACCCGCGGCUCGACGCCGAGGCUCCAGCAGCGAGGCGCUGCCCAGCGACCGCCGCGAGUCCCGAGGGGAGCGCUGUCCACAUGGCGUUGUUGCUGCGGCUCGGCUGCUCGCUGCUGGCGCUCAGCACCUGCCUGCUGCCGCGGGCGCGAGCGGACUGCGGGCGGGACUGCGCGGCCUGCGCCUACCGCCUGGGGCCCCGCGCCGACAUCCACCCGCUGGCAUGUACACUAGAAUGUGAAGGAAAGCUGCCUUCUGCCAAGGCCUGGGAGACCUGCAAGGAGCUGCUGCAGCUGACAAAACUGGACCUGUCUGAGGAUGGAAACGCUGCUCCAGGAGACAAAAAAGAGCUGGAUGAGAACCAUCUGCUUGCCAAGAAAUAUGGGGGCUUCAUGAAGAGAUACGGGGGUUUCAUGAAGAAAAUGGAUGAGCUCUACCACCCAGAGUCAGAGGAUGAAGCUAAUGGAGGAGAGAUCCUGGCUAAGAGGUACGGAGGGUUCAUGAAGAAGGACUCAGAUGACGAUGCCCUGGCUAAUUCCUCUGAUCUGCUGAAGGAGCUUUUAGGAGCAGGGGAUAACCCUGAAGCGGCGCAUUACCGAGGAAUAAAUGAAAAUGAUGGAGACGUCAGCAAAAGAUACGGCGGUUUCAUGAGAAGCAUAAAGCGCAGUCCAGAACUGGAAGAUGAAGCCAAGGAGCUGCAAAAGAGAUACGGUGGUUUCAUGAGAAGAGUGGGCAGGCCAGAGUGGUGGCUGGAUUACCAGAAACGGUACGGCGGCUUUCUCAAGCGCUUCGCUGAUUCCAUUCUCCCUUCAGAAGAAGAUGGGGAAACUUAUUCCAAAGAGGUCCCAGAGAUGGAAAAGAGAUACGGUGGAUUUAUGAGAUUUUAAUACCUUUCCCUUUAUCCCUUUUGUCCUAAAUGAGAGAGACUGCCUUAUUGGUCAUAACUUAUUGUAAUGUGUGCUUGUAUUGUACAGUUUUUUUACCGUCCUGGUUAAUGAUGCAACCUGUGAUCUAUUGUUCCAGGUCCUGUGUUCUUUCAAGUCAAAUAACUAAUUCCUGUUUUAGUCAAGUUUCCGUCUGUGCUGUAGUUUCCAUGCUAAAAUGAUUUUGAUUACUGUAUUCAUUUUCUUUAAACAGGAAGUACGUCUACAGUAGAAUUGCUUUACCGUAUAUACAAUAAAUUCUUCAUCCUAAUUGCAUCAAUUCUGAAAUGCUUUUUUCUCUGUUAUUUAAUCAAACAUAUCAUUUUUUUCUUAAUGGUGAGCGUAGUAACACCAAACUGUUCUGUAAUUACAGAAUUUGUACUGCACACACAACACCUGAAAUGAAUUUUUGUUUUUAGUUUUCUCAACGACUUAGAAUACCAGAAUAAUAAAUAUAUGCUCUAAAGAGGA
Molecule: messenger RNA, 1498 nt
Organism: Tympanuchus pallidicinctus (lesser prairie-chicken)
Lineage: Eukaryota; Metazoa; Chordata; Aves; Galliformes; Phasianidae
Gene: PENK
Product: proenkephalin
Exons: 3
Coding region: 188-991 (267 amino acids)
Biological process (GO): chemical synaptic transmission; neuropeptide signaling pathway; sensory perception
Cellular component (GO): axon terminus; plasma membrane; neuronal cell body
Molecular function (GO): opioid receptor binding
Source: RefSeq, a predicted model, not a curated record